AUGACUAAGUUUCAAGGACUAAGAGGAUUAAAGCACAUCAAAGCAGUGGUAUUUGAUAUGGACGGUACAUUGUGUCUACCCCAGCCCUGGAUGUUUCCAGCGAUGAGAAACGCCAUAGGAUUGCAUGACAAAUCGAUUGAUAUCCUUCAUUUCAUUGAUACGUUGCCUUCAGAAAAAGAAAGAAAAGAAGCACAUGAUAAAAUAGAAUUAGUUGAAGCAAAAGCCAUGAAGGACAUGCAACCACAGCCUGGUUUGGUUGACAUAAUGAGCUAUUUGACCUCGAAUAGUAUCAGCAAGAAUAUAUGCACCAGAAAUGUUGGCGCUCCGGUAGAGACUUUCGUCGCAAGGUUCAUUCAAUCAGAGUUUUCUAAGUUCGACUACAUAAUGACUAGAGACUUUAGGCCUACAAAACCGCUACCUGACCCAUUAUUGCACAUCGCCUCGAAGCUGAAUAUAAGACCAUUAGAAAUGAUCAUGGUAGGCGACUCCUAUGAUGACAUGAAGUCUGGUAGAUCUGCAGGUUGCUUGACGGUGUUGCUUAAAAAUCAUGUGAAUGGUCAUUUAUUGCUCGAACAUAAAGAACUUGUAGACUUUGCAGUGGAGAACCUCUCUGAAAUCAUAGAACUAAUUCAAAAUUUAAAUAACAAAAUUCUUUAG
Molecule: messenger RNA, 657 nt
Organism: Saccharomyces kudriavzevii IFO 1802
Lineage: Eukaryota; Fungi; Ascomycota; Saccharomycetes; Saccharomycetales; Saccharomycetaceae
Product: putative haloacid dehalogenase-like hydrolase
Exons: 1
Coding region: 1-657 (218 amino acids)
Source: RefSeq, a predicted model, not a curated record